AGCUUUUGACUCAGUUCAUCUCAAAAAAUAUAUUCCACUGAAUCGUGUUGUGUUAAGCUUAUCAGUACAAAAAUGGGUGUAUUAAUUGGAUUAGAUAUCCUGAUAUUGACGGCACUUAUACUGUUGCUCACUGCCAGUUGUCGCUUGUAUCAAAAGCGAAAAUUAUAUCGGAAUGUAACCUCGAAGCUGCCAACGCUUUACGGUAUUCCUUUUAUUGGGGUUACAUAUAAAAUUCUUGAUGUGAAUAACUUUUACCAGAAGGUUAGUUUGGGCUUUGAUAGUAUCAAAAAAUUAACUGGUUGCGUGUGGGUGGGUACAACGCCGUAUAUUUUUACCGUCGAUCCUGAAGUAAUCAAACAUGUUGUUUCAUCGCCAGAAUUCCUCGACAAAGCCAAAGAUUUGUAUAAACACUUUCAAAACGGUAUAAUCAAUGGACUCAUCCUCAGUCCAGUAAAGAAAUGGAAAUCGGAUCGCAAGGCUUUAAGACCCUUUCUCGCACAUAAAAAUUUAACUCAAUUAAUUUCAUACUUCAAUGACAACGCAAAUAAUGUGAAUAAUAAACUAGCAGGCCUGGCAGAACGUGGUGAACAGGAUAUUUUUACAAUUAUCAAAAAAUGCGGUUUACAAUUGAGCCUUUUAACUAUUAUGGGUAUAAAGGUGGACGAAAGCAGUGAAAAAUAUUGUAACAUGAUGCAAACAUUUAAUGACUAUUUCGAUCACAUGGCAGUAGACAUGUUUUUGGGUUUGUUGGGUCUACGUUGUCUAUCCCGUACACCAAAUUAUAAAAGGGUCCUGAAAUACCUUCAAAACCUGGUACGAUCUCUGAUUAAAGAAAACCUUUCACAAAAACUUGAGUCAGAGGACGUAAACAAUUUCCUAGACGACAAACAAUGGAUGAUUGAGUUAGCGCUGAAGGCGGUGCGACGAGGAGUAUUUAGUGAAAAGGAUGUGGAAAUCGAGUGUUUCACAAUGAUUGCUGCGUCUUACGAUACUUCGGUUACAGCAGCAUACACAGCCCUAGUGACGUUGGCAAUGCAUCCUGAGAUGCAGGAACGUGUUUUUCAAGAGAUUCAAUCCGUAUUUCCGGACGGGGUUACAUCCGUAGAAUAUGACGAUAUGAAGAAACUUCCCUAUUUAGAUAUGUUUAUAGCGGAGGUAAUGCGUUUGUCUCCGCCAAUACCCUAUAUCGGACGUCAAGCUGCACAAGACACCGAACUUUGUCCAGGCGUAACAAUACCCAAAGGUAUGCAAGUGGCAAUACCAAUUUACGAAUUACAUAGACGUAAGGAAAUUUGGGGUCCGAAUGCAAAUCGUUUCAAUCCGGAUAACUUUUUACCCGAGAACAUUGCAAAGCGUCAUCCAUUUUCUUACAUGCCCUUUUCGAAAGGCCCACGGAACUGUAUAGGCUUUCGUUAUGCUGAAAUCUCAUUACGUAUCAUAUUGAUACAUGCCGUGCGCAAUUUAAAAUUUUCCACCAAUUUUAAAUAUGAAGACGUCGUUCAUGUGCCAAACAUAACAUUGGGUUUUAGAAGGCAGCCGCGAGUGAGCAUAAAGGUCAGGUCAAAUUAAAUUGCUUGAACAAAGUACAGGGAGAAAAUAAAUGGUAUAUUGAUUCGAUUUGUAAAUAUAUAAUUUCAAAUAUUUCAAAUUAAAAAAAAAAAUUACGAAAGAAUUAUUAAAAGGAGUACAAAAAAUAAUUUUAAACAAAAUAAAUUUAAAAUUUAGCCAUCAUUGGUUGCAUGUCCAAUUUGCAGAA
Zeugodacus cucurbitae (melon fly) is the source of this 1756-nucleotide messenger RNA. Its product is annotated as probable cytochrome P450 313a4. The transcript is spliced from 8 exons. The record is from RefSeq and is a predicted model, not a curated record. The coding region runs from base 73 to 1569 and encodes 498 amino acids. Gene Ontology annotation, molecular function: oxidoreductase activity, acting on paired donors, with incorporation or reduction of molecular oxygen; monooxygenase activity; iron ion binding. Lineage: Eukaryota; Metazoa; Arthropoda; Insecta; Diptera; Tephritidae.